GUGGAGACGGUGCAGGUGCUACGGGACACGGCCAACCGCCUGCGCAUCCACGCCAUUAGGGCCAGUUGCGCUUCAGGCUCCUGCCACCCCACUUUGAGCAGCAGUGCUGCUGAGAUCAUGGCUGUGUUGCUGUUCCACACGAUGUGCUACAAACAGUCAGACCCAGAGAACCCGAACAACGACCGCCUCGUUCUUUCCAAGAAACUGCCAUUUAUGGAUGUGUCAUCAGGCUGGAUGGAACAAAGCCUAGGCGCUGCAUGUGGGAUGGCUUAUACCGGCAAGUACUUCGACAAGGCUAGCUACCGGGUCUUCUGCCUGUUGGGUGAGAGCGAGGCCUCAGAAGGCUCUGUCUGGGAGGCUUUGGCCUUUGCUUCCCACUACAGCCUGGACAACCUCGUGGCAAUCUUCGACGUGAACCGCUUGCGCCAGAGCAAUGCCCUGCCUGUCGAGCAAUGCACUACCAUCUACCAACAGCGUUGUGAGGCCUUCGGGUGGAAUACUUACGUGGUGGAUGGCCAUGACGUGGAGGCACUGUGCCAGGCAUUUUGGCAAGCAGCUCGAGUGAGGGAGAAGCCCACAGCAGUGGUGGCCAAGACUUUCAGGGGCCGGGGAAUUCCAAAUGUUGAAAGUGCAGAAAAUUGGUAUUCAAAGCCGAUGCCCCACGAGCGAGCAGAUGCAAUUAUCAAAUUAAUUGAGAGCCAGAUAGAGACCAACAGGGAACUCGUGCCAAAGCCUCCUGUUGAAGACUCACCUCAGAUCGAUGUCAUGGAUAUAAAACUGACCAUACCACCUGCUUACAGAGUUGGUGACAAGGUGGCUACUCGCAGAGCAUACGGCCUGGCCCUGGCUAAGCUGGGCCAUGCCAACAAGAGAGUCAUCGUCCUGGACAGUGACACCAGGAACUCCACCUUCUCAGAGAUGUUCCAGAAGGAACACCCCGAGCGCUUCAUCGAGUGCUUCAUCGCUGAGCAGAACCUGGUAAGUGUGGCCCUGGGCUGUGCCGCACACGGGCGAACCAUCGCUUUUGCCAGCACCUUCGCUGCCUUUUUGAGCCGAGCAUUCGAUCAGAUCCGGAUGGGAGCCAUCUCUCACUCCAACAUCAACCUUGCCGGUUCUCACUGUGGGGUUUCCGUCGGUGAUGACGGACCCUCACAGAUGGCCCUGGAGGACCUGGCAAUGUUUCGUGCCAUCCCCAAUUGCACUAUUUUCUAUCCGAGUGAUGCCGUGUCCACAGAGCACGCCGUUUAUUUGGCCGCCAGAGCCGAGGGCAUGUGCUUCAUCCGGACCAGCCGGCCCGACACGGCGGUGAUCUAUUCCCCAGAGGAACGCUUUGAGAUUGGACAGGCCAAGGUCAUCCGCCAGAGCAUCAACGACAAGGUCACAGUUAUCGGAGCUGGGGUGACUCUGCACGAAGCCUUAGCAGCUGCCGCUGAGCUUGCCCAAGAAGACAUUCCUAUCCGUGUCAUUGACCUGUUUACCAUUAAACCCCUGGAUGCUGCCACUGUCAUCUCCAGUGCAAUAGUCACCGGCGGCCAUGUUAUCACCGUGGAGGACCACUACCAAGAAGGCGGCAUUGGGGAAGCUGUCUGUGCAGCUGUCGCCAUGGAGCCUGACAUCCUGGUCCACCAGCUGGCAGUGUCAGGAGUGCCACGAAGCGGGCAGCCCAGCGAGCUGCUGGACCUGUUUGGAAUCAGCGCCAGACACAUCGUAGAGACCGUGAGACGCAUCAUCGCAAACCAGGAGUGCUGA
Messenger RNA from Orycteropus afer afer, 1749 nucleotides. RefSeq names its product transketolase like 1 (gene TKTL1). NCBI's taxonomy places the organism in Eukaryota, Metazoa, Chordata, Mammalia, Tubulidentata, Orycteropodidae. Gene Ontology annotation, molecular function: transketolase activity; thiamine pyrophosphate binding. The record is from RefSeq and is a predicted model, not a curated record.